GGCGGUCCGGAGUUUUGCCCUACGCGGAAACGGCUUCCCGCACACGCUCUGCUCAUGCCCGGAGUCCCGCAGUCGAAGGACUUGCCCCAGAAGGCAAGAUGGCGACCCAGCCUACGGCGAGACGCUCCUCCCAGCAUGCCUAGCGGCUGGGCCGGAGCCGAGGCGGAGUGAUGGGGAUCCGGCGGGACCCUGCGAGUAGCCGGGGCUGAGGCGCAGCAGCGGUCCUGGGCGUUGGACGCUCGCCCGAGAGCCGAAAUGGAGACGUGGCGUUGUGUGCGGAGGGGCUACGGCCGCUGUGUGGCGGGGCGAGGCCGGUACUCCAUGUUUCCCUAUCCUCUGAAGAGUUGGGGUCGGGACUGGACCACACCGUGGGAGGAUCUGCAGAGGUAUUGCUGGAACAGACACAUUUCCAGUGGUCUGAGGUGGCCUGGACACUACUCACGUGCGCCUUACCCAUACUUGAGCAGCAGGCAUUUCUCACUGAACUGUAGACCACCUCUUCUGGUUGACUCUGGGACUCAGUUUCAGUUCUAUAACUGGAGACCUGACCGUCUGCACAGCACAUCCCUGUUCCAUCUCUCCAGUGACGUCAUGAGCUCUGACAGAGAUGAGCCCUCAUCCAAACGGAGGAAACGCCAUGGAACAAUAAAAAGGAAUUGGGAGUAUUUAUGUAGCCAUAAUAAAGAAAAACUGAAGGACGGAGAAGACAAGAAUGCCGACUCCACGUGUGAGGACAGUGAAGGAAAGUUCGACUUUUCAGUGAUGUCUUACAAUAUACUCUCCCAAGACUUACUGGAGGGUAACUCACACCUCUACAGACACUGCCGACGUCCAGUGUUACACUGGAGUUUUCGGUUCCCCAAUAUCCUGAAAGAAAUCAAACAUUUUGAUGCAGAUGUGCUUUGUCUGCAGGAAGUUCAGGAAGAUCAUUAUGGAACAGAAAUCAGGCCGAGUCUGGAGUCACUGGGUUAUCACUGUGAAUAUAAGAUGAAGACAGGAAGGAAACCUGAUGGCUGUGCCAUUUGCUUCAAACAUGCCAAAUUUUCACUCUUAUCCGUGAACCCAGUGGAAUUCUGCCGCCGUGACAUUCCUCUGUUGGACAGAGACAACAUUGGAUUAGUGUUACUCCUACAGCCCAAGAUGCCACGUGCUGCCUCUCCCUCCAUCUGUGUAGCUAACACACAUCUGCUGUAUAACCCACGGCGAGGUGAUAUUAAGCUGACUCAGUUGGCAAUGCUGCUAGCAGAGAUUUCUAGUGUGGCCCAUCGGAAAGACGGCAGCUUCUGUCCCAUCAUCAUGUGUGGUGACUUUAAUUCUGUUCCUGGUUCUCCACUCUAUAGUUUCAUAAAGGAAGGAAAAUUGAAUUAUGAAGGACUUGCAAUUGGAAAGGUAUCUGGCCAGGAACAGUCUUCUCGGGGACAGAGAAUCUUAUCUAUUCCAAUUUGGCCCCCAGACCUGGGCAUCUCCCAGAGCUGUGUGUAUGAGACACAGCAGGUUCCCAGAGCAGGAAAGACAGACAGCAGUCUGACGGAGACCCCGUUGGAGAAGGCAGAGGUCGGAGUGUCAGCUGGAAACGUGUCUUCACAUCUCCAGCACCACUUCAGCUUGUCGUCUGUCUACUCUCACUUCCUUCCUGACACUGGACUUCCAGAGGUGACCACUUGCCAUUCCCAGAGCGCCAUAACUGUUGAUUAUAUUUUCUACUCUGCAGAAAAGGAGGACGCUGUUCAGGGUCCAGGAGCUGAAGUUGCUUUGGUUGGUGGCUUGAAACUUCUAGCUAGACUGUCGCUUCUUACAGAGCAAGACCUGUGGACUGUGAAUGGGCUUCCCAAUGAACACAACUCCUCAGACCACCUGCCUCUGCUGGCUAAGUUCAGGCUGGAGCUCUGACUCAGUGCUCACUCACACAGCUUCCUGUCUUCUCAAAGACUAUAAAGAUACUGUUUGCAUGAUACUCAGUUUUGUGCUGUGGGAUAUGCCUUGAACUUGCUUGAGCAGAUUGGAAGGAACAAGUUUACAACAGCUUUUUAAUGGAAUAUUUUUCUGACAACUGAUGUCUAAACACUUUAUUGUAAAAGAUAGAAAUAACUUUUAAGUCCUGGUAAAGUUAACAGCAUUUUUAAACGUAGUUCCUCUCUUUGGCCCUCCAGCUACGAACUUAGUGUUCUUCAGUACAUCCAGUGGACUUCCGGUACUAGCGGAGCUCAGGCGUUGCCUCUCAUGGAGGUCUGGUUCACUGGGAGAAGUCUGUGCUCACUGAGAGCUAAUCAUUUCUUAGGAGUCACUGGUCAUUCAGUCACAGGUGUCCAACCACAGUAGCUCCUCCAGAGGUUGAUGGUGCUCUUGAGUUGUACAACAUGCUGACCCACUUCACUUCCAUCCUGAGCUGUGGGAUAUGCCUACACUUUGUUGGGGAAAUACUUGAGAAAUAUAGAUCACUCUCAUAAGAGGGCAAAGCCCUUA
Messenger RNA from Myodes glareolus (Bank vole), 2463 nucleotides. It is a transcript of the gene Angel2, whose product is annotated as angel homolog 2. Gene Ontology annotation, molecular function: 3'-5'-RNA exonuclease activity; mRNA 3'-UTR binding. The record is from RefSeq and is a predicted model, not a curated record. Gene Ontology annotation, biological process: 3'-UTR-mediated mRNA stabilization. NCBI's taxonomy places the organism in Eukaryota, Metazoa, Chordata, Mammalia, Rodentia, Cricetidae.